AUGGAUACUUCGGAUGGCUUACAUUUAUCACAGUCCACCUAUGAUGCUGACAUUUUAAAUCGUGUUGGCAUGUCAGAUUGCAAACCGAUCGAAUCUCCUAUCCCGUCUAAAACCUUCUCGGUUUCAGAUUGUCCCUUAGCUUCAGCUGAAGCUGAACACUUUCGUCAUCUGGUUGGCUCUUUGCAAUACUUAAUAAUCACUCGCCCUGACAUCGCGUACACAGUUAACAAGUUUUGCCAACAUAUGCAUCCACCGCUUGGAGAUGAUUUCAAACUACUUAAACGACUUAUUCACUACAUCAAGGGAGCUUUAUCAUUCGGUAUUCCCAUUUUUCCUGGCUUACUUGAGUUAACCGCUUAUUUUGAUUCCGACAGGGCCGGUGAUCCGACAUACCACAAAUCUACAUCAGGAUAUUAUGCGUUUCUUGGAGAAACUCUUAUUUCAUGGUUUGUCAAGAAACAAAUAAUUGUGGCUAGAUCUUCUACUUAG
Dendrobium catenatum is the source of this 489-nucleotide messenger RNA. RefSeq lists its product as uncharacterized. NCBI's taxonomy places the organism in Eukaryota, Viridiplantae, Streptophyta, Magnoliopsida, Asparagales, Orchidaceae. The coding region runs from base 1 to 489 and encodes 162 amino acids. The record is from RefSeq and is a predicted model, not a curated record. The transcript has a single exon.